Malassezia globosa CBS 7966 is the source of this 3285-nucleotide messenger RNA. RefSeq lists its product as uncharacterized. Gene Ontology annotation, molecular function: protein-macromolecule adaptor activity. The transcript has a single exon. Gene Ontology annotation, cellular component: endosome; HOPS complex. The record is from RefSeq and is a predicted model, not a curated record. NCBI's taxonomy places the organism in Eukaryota, Fungi, Basidiomycota, Malasseziomycetes, Malasseziales, Malasseziaceae. Gene Ontology annotation, biological process: vacuole organization; organelle fusion; endosome organization. The coding region runs from base 1 to 3285 and encodes 1094 amino acids.
AUGUUGUCGUCCGGUUAUGAGCAAGUAGGACCCGCAUCCGUAUCCGCGGCAUCGCGACAAGAGGCUCAAGAUGGAGCACGACCAACACAGGCUGCCCCCGCCCGAACAACUCACACGCAAUCUAUACCAGCUAAGCCUCUUUUUGAGCUAGGAAGGAUCCAGUACGCUUUGCCGGGUCCCUUGCUUUACAUCGCAGCAGCAGCUAACAAGCUUUUGCUGUGCAUAGCUCCGGUGGAUGCGACGCCUAUGCGGCUUGUGUACCUUGACUUGGAUGAUCCCUCACGAACGCAAGAGGCCCUUUUGCCUCCGCCUAUUCAGGCCCGUGGAGCUCGUUGGCGUCAGCCGACAGAAUCAACGCGUGUGUUUAUCGAUCCUACCGCCCAACAUGCGCUCGCGUGUACCGGCACGCACACAUACUACUGGACACCAAGCUGGCCCCGCGCCCGACGCGUCCAACAACUCGAUGGCGUGCCUGUAACAGCAGUGGGAUGGGGUAGGCCACGAACUGACCCGCCUGUGCCAUUGCCAUCGCUUCCAGGCACGCGCAAAUGGAUAUGGACGCCACCGGUCUUGCUUGGCACAGCACGAGGUGAUCUAGUGGAAACGACCAUCACAGCGCAAGUAGGCGAAGAUCGUUUUGACUUGUUUGACCGCUGGGCGCGCAAGUCGGCCGGCUCAAUCGAUUAUCCAUUGGAACGAGGCACAUACCGGUUGUACUCGCUCGCAUCUGACGCCCAUCCGAUCACCGGCUUGUCUGUCGAGAUGAAAGAGAAAUGUGCUCUUAUUAUCGUCGCGACAUCGUCAAGACUCUAUGAGUUCGUGGGCGAAGUGUCGACAAGCGUAUCGGCAGAGGCGAGUCCCGUGUUUCUACGUGUGUUUGACAGCUAUAAGCAGAGCUUGCAGCCCCAUUGGAAGACGGAUUUACCACCGGGUCUGGGCACGCUUCUUACUGUGACGUCACCGGUGGCAUCGCCACCGCACGGCUCUACAGCUCGUAUGAUGGCUUGGCUCACAGGAGCUGGUAUUUACGCAGCGCAAAUUGAGGCAGGCACAGGUAGCUCAGGGGCAGAUCUAGUUGUUCUUCCUCGCAUGACCGAGUCACCCAUUGCCAUGGGCCGCACACCUCUACACUAUGUGCUUGUAUAUGCGGACUCGCUCGUAUGCAUGAAUGCCCUUGAUCCUGAGGUCAAGUAUGAAGUCCCGCUUCAAUUGCAAAGCCAUGAGCAAGUCCAGGGGCUUGUGGUGGACUGCUCUUCCCACACGUGCUGGAUGUACACGUCCAUGGGCGGCAUUCUAGAGCUGCUGGUCCACGACGAAGCGCGUGAUAUGUGGCACUUGCUCUUGAAGCGCCAACUCUUCGCGAGCGCGCUCAAGUUUUGCCGCGAUGACGAGAGCAGGAAACAAGUCCUCGAAAACCAAGGCAAUGCUCUGCUUGCCUCGGGCAAUGCUCUGAAAGCCGUCGAAUGCUACGCGGAAGCGCGUUCUCCCUCAUUUGAACACGUGGCACUCGCUCUCAUGGAUGCAGCGGCAGACAACGCACUUCGCCGGUACGUGAAGUUGUGUCUCGAUGCAUUGCCCCGCACCGCACGCGUCCAGCGUCUCAUGCUUGCCACAUGGCUUUUGGAACUCUUUGUGCGUGCGCUGCAUGUAAAUGAAAAAGAGUCUGAGCAGCAUCAUCACCUCAUGUCGGAGACAGAAUCAAUUUUGCGUCAACACGAUGCCGAUCUCGACCCUUCCGCCACGUACGCACUCCUAGCCCGACAGGGAUGCAUCGAUGUGUGGAUUACCUACGCAAAUAUUCGGCACGAUGUUCGCAAGAUUCUGCAGCACUGGAUCGAUCAGAAAUGCUGGGACAAGGCUUUGCAUGCUCUUAGCUCGCAGUCGUCGCCCGACAUGUACUACCAGUUUGCUAUGGUUCUUAUGCGGAACGCACCUGAAGCGACAGUACAAUGCUGGCAGCGAUGUGCUGACUCUCUGGAUAUCGAGCGCCUAAUACCUGCUUUGCUCCAGCACAAACCUGCUACAACGCACAGUACCGAUUUUUCUCUCGUUUACCUGCAGUAUAUGAUCGACGUGCAAGGAUGCAAGAGCCCAGCGGCUCAUGCACUUCGACUCACACGUCUCGUAGCUCGAGACAACGAAACGCCUGCUUUGCUCGCUUUUAUUGAGAAUGCCUCACCUGAGGCACUGGAUCUUUCAUAUGCGCUACGUGUCUGCUCAUCUGCAGGCCGCCGUGAGGCUUGCGUACGCCUCUAUGCUCGAAUGCACCAGUACGAAAAUGCUGUACACCUUGCCCUAGACGCCGACGACGUCGACUUGGCGUGCCUGUGUGCCGAUUUAGCCGCUGGCCAGCCUGCUUUGCAGCGUGAAUUGUGGCUCCAGUGCGCAAAGUAUGUGGUGCAUACACAAGCAACUAUGGAAGAGGCCAUGAAGUUCCUCUUACGCACUGACUUGCUCACAGUCGAGGACAUUUUGCCAUUCUUCCCUGACUUUAGUGUGAUUGAUGGCUUCAAGACGGAGAUUUGCGAUACACUGGAAAGCUACGUGGCGCGCAUCGGUGCGCUUAAAGAAGACAUGGAUCGUACAUCCAACACGGCUGCCAAUAUCCAGCAGGACAUCGAGCAACUAUCUAAGCGUGUCAUGGAAAUCGACGCUGACCAUCCUUGUCGGCAGUGUGGCGCCCCUCUCUUGGAGCGACAACUAUACCUUUUCCCUUGCCGCCAUGGGUUCCAUGCCGACUGCUUAACCCAGCUUGUCGCACAGCACUUGUCGCCACAGCGUCUACGACGUUUGCUCCAGCUGCAGAAUGAACUCAACGCUGUUACAGUCUCUACAGCUGCAGCUGAUACACACUCUGCCUCACUGCAGUCAUCUAAGGCAUCGCCUCUACCUCUAAGCAACUCUCUUGAGCGACUUCGUGAACAUGUGCGCCCACAGGCAAUUGUCGAUGCGAUUGCCAAUGGCUUCACCGUUGGCGUCACCAAUAGCCGCCGAGCUUUCGUCCCUCAUGACCCGAGCACCAGCCUAAAACACAUUUCAUCAAAGAACACACAGGAUCAACAAAUACUACAGCAACAACCACAUCAUCUUCAUCAUCGCGACUCAGACAUCAAGUCUUCCUCUACGCAACCAUCUGCGAGGACGGACGAUGUGGACGAACGCCGUGCUGAGCUCAAUUCCAUCGUUGCUGGCACAUGUCCCAUCUGCACUUGGAGUGUACAAGAAGUGGCUGCGCCCUUCACGGAUGACAAGGAUAGCGAAGAUGGAGACGACUGGCUGGUUUGA